AUGAUCCCCCCCGAUGAGUCUGCGGUGUCACCGCCGGAUGACUUCGACGAGGGUAACGACAUCGGAAGCUUCCAAUCCUCAUUAACUUCCGUCACCUCAUCUAUUCUUCAUGGCGUUGUGGGCGAAGGCCAGCGCAUCUACGCUGCGUAUGGGAAAGAGGAGUAUGGACUCCCCAUGGAUGACCAGGAACUUGACCGCAUGGAUCUGUGUCACCAGAAAUAUUUUUCCCUCCUGAAACAGCGACGUUUUCUAUCACCGAUUAACGAAAACCCACAGAGGAUUCUGGAUCUGGGAUGCGGUACAGGAAUAUGGUGUGUCGAGGUCGCCGAUGAGUAUCCAGGGGCACAGGUUGUUGGUGUUGAUAUAGCCCCUACACAGCCGCAAUGGGUACCGCCAAAUUGCCAGUUCGAACUUGACGAUAUCGAGCAGACGUGGACGUGGAAGGCUGACAGUGCCGACUUCAUCUUUUCUCGAGAUCUCAUCCUAUCUGUGCGAAACUUUCCGAAACUAAUAGACCAAGCCUACAGACAUCUAAAACCUGGCGGGUGGAUCGAAUUCCAGUGUCACACUGGAUUACUACAAUGCGACGAUGGCACUCUGCCCGAAGAUAGCACAUUUCGGUCUUGGGCAAAUCUAACCAAGACGGCAUGCGAAAGAUUCGGUACUCCAGUGGAUGAUCCGACCCGGUUUAAACAGUGGUUCGAGGAACGAGGAUUCGAAUGUGUGACAGAGGAGGUGUAUAAGAUGCCUUGCACUCCUUGGGCCAAGGAUAAGCGCUUGAAACUCAUUGGAGCCUGGGAGCAACACAACUUGAUGAAUCACCUGGAGGGCUUGACGAUGCGGCUAUUCCAAAAGAGCCUGGGCUGGUCAGAAGAGGAGAUUCUGGUGAUUUCUGCCAUGCUACGAAAGGAGCUGCGCGAUCUGGGCGUCCACGCCUACUGGCCCUACUACGUUGUAUACGCACCGAUUUUCACCGACGACUCUUUCGAUGGGCAUGGCGGCAAGGGUGUUGAUGCACCAGAAUAUAUCGGCCAAUCAGUCCCUUGGAUAUGUCCCUUUGGCCGAAAGAAAGCGGAAUAA
Messenger RNA from Trichoderma breve, 1080 nucleotides. Its product is annotated as methyltransferase domain-containing protein. The record is from RefSeq and is a predicted model, not a curated record. Bases 1 to 1080 code for a protein of 359 amino acids. Gene Ontology annotation, molecular function: methyltransferase activity. The transcript is spliced from 10 exons. Lineage: Eukaryota; Fungi; Ascomycota; Sordariomycetes; Hypocreales; Hypocreaceae.